AUGGUAUAUAACUCGUGUCAUCUUAUUGGUCAACCUAUUAUUAAAUUACAACUAAAUGAUCUAAAGUAUCUUAUUAUUUUAAUAAUGGUUGGUUCCUAUGUUCGCCUAUAUAUGAUAAAUAACCCAUCUGGUCCGAUUUAUCAAGAAGCUUAUAUAGGAAAAAGAAUUUCUAAUUAUAUUAAAAGAGAACUCCAUGUUGAUAGGCAUCCACCUUAUGCUCUUAUGCUUUAUUCUUUAAUUGCAUCUAUUUUUAAUUAUGGAAAAUUUAAUUUAAAAAACAUUAAUAAAGCUUAUAUAAACUCUAACGUUCUUUAUAUAUCCAUGCGGUUUUUUUCUGCUAUUUUUGGUAUUUUCUUGAUACCCGUUACCUUUUUUACAUUAAGGGUUAUGAAAUUUACAAGAAAUACUGCUAUUUUUGGUUCUAUAUUGAUUAUUUUUGAGAAUUCUAUAGUUACUCAGAGUCGUUUUUUAUUUGUUGAUUCACUAGUGUUAUUUUUAAUUGCUUUAACGCACUUGUUUUGGAGACUAUUCGAAAGUCAUCAGCAACAUUCUUUUAAAAAAGCAUGGUGGAUAUAUUUAAUAGCAAUUGGGUUUACUUUAGGUGCACUUAUAAGUACAAAUUGGUUAGGAAUUUUUACACUUCUCUGGAUUGGGCUUUUGGGAUCUCUACAAUUAUGGCAUUUUAUAGGAGAUCUUACAAUGACUCCAACUACCUGGAUUAAACAUUUUGUCUCACGUGUUUUGUGUUUAAUUAUUGUUCCUAUUUUAUUUUACAUCACUAUAUUUUAUUUUCAUAUAAGUUACUUGAAAAAUGCAAACAAUAAUCUGUUUUUGAGUCCCGAAUUUUUGUCUACACUUAAUAAUAGAGAUGUUAAAAAUGUACCUUCACUAGUUCAUUAUGGUUCUAAAGUAACUAUUCGACACUUUGGCUCAUCGGGAGGGUAUUUGCAUUCACAUCCUCAUUUAUAUCCUGCAGGAAGUAAACAGCAACAAGUGACUCUUUAUUUAUAUGAGGAUAGUAAUAAUGAUUGGUUAAUAACAGACUCUGGUCAUGACUCUUCAGAAGGUUCUUCUUCUUCAAUCUUAGAUGGUUCUAUAAUUAGAUUGUAUCAUCUAGAAACUGAUAAAAGAUUGCAUUCUCAUGAUGUUCGUCCAUCUUUAUCGGAUACUGAUUGGCAAAAUGAAGUAUCUGGAUAUGGAUAUAAAGGAUUUGCAGGAGAUAAUAAUGAUCUUUUCAAAAUAGAAAUAGAUAAAUCAAGAAGUUACACUCAAGAAUCUAAAGUUAGUGUUCGUGCAAUUCAAACAAGGUUUCGUUUGAUUCAUGUAUCCACUGGAUGUGCUUUAUUUUCUAAUGGUAUUAAUCUUCCUACAUGGGGAUAUGGCCAAAUAGAAGUUACUUGUGCAAAAAAUGGAAUUAUUGAAAAUAGUUUAUGGUAUAUUGAGAAUAAUAACCAUGAUGAUUUUCCUGAUGAUAUUGAAAAAGUAACUUAUAGAAAGAUUAAUUUUUUUCAAAAAUUUUGGGAAUUGCAGAAAUCUAUAUGGAAAAAAAAAUUUGAAUCUAAGAACUUUUAUGCAUCCAACAAUCAUCCACUUUCAUGGCCUUUUUUAACACGUGGAAUUCGUUUUUGGACUGCAAAUAACAAACAAAUUUAUUUUCUUGGAAAUCCAUUAGUAUGGUGGCUAGCAUUUGUUUUUAUAGGAAUCUAUACUGUUUUGAAACUAUUUAAUAUAUUGCGUAAUCAAAGAGGAUAUUCGAAAUAUAAUGAUAAAACAUAUUUAAAAUAUGAUUAUCUUAUUGGUACUACUCUAAUUGGUUGGAUUUUUCAUUAUCUUCCAUUUUGUUUUAUGAAAACACAAUUUAUAUUAUAUCACUAUAUACCUUCUUUAUAUUUUUCUAUUGUAUCUUUUUGCUCUUUUUGGGAUUUUAUAUCCAUUAGAUUUUUUCAAAAAUCUCAAACUAAAUUACUAACAUUAUUUUUUUUGAAAAUAGUCAUUUCAAUUUAUUUUAUAUUAUCACCUCUAGUUUAUGGCUCUAUUAUGAGAAAAGAGCAUUGUAAUUUUAUUAAGUUUUUUAAAACUUGGGAUUUAGAUUGCUAA
Messenger RNA from Pneumocystis jirovecii RU7, 2097 nucleotides. RefSeq lists its product as uncharacterized. Lineage: Eukaryota; Fungi; Ascomycota; Pneumocystomycetes; Pneumocystales; Pneumocystaceae. The coding region runs from base 1 to 2097 and encodes 698 amino acids. The transcript is spliced from 8 exons. Gene Ontology annotation, biological process: protein O-linked glycosylation via mannose. Gene Ontology annotation, molecular function: dolichyl-phosphate-mannose-protein mannosyltransferase activity. Gene Ontology annotation, cellular component: membrane; endoplasmic reticulum. The record is from RefSeq and is a predicted model, not a curated record.